This is a messenger RNA of Nerophis lumbriciformis (worm pipefish), 2949 nucleotides long. Lineage: Eukaryota; Metazoa; Chordata; Actinopteri; Syngnathiformes; Syngnathidae. The record is from RefSeq and is a predicted model, not a curated record.
AAGCGGGUGGGCUCCAGCAAGUCCCUGGUGAUCAUCAGCACCCUGGACGGGCGCAUCUCUGCGUUGGAUCCUCACAAUCACGGCCGGAAGCAGUGGGACCUGGACGUGGGCUCCGGGUGUCUGGUGUCAUCCAGUCUCAGCAAACCCGAGGUGUUCGGCAGCAAGAUGGUGAUCCCGUCUCUGGACGGUGCCCUGUUCCAGUGGAACCGUGACCGCGAGAGUAUGGAGGCUGUGCCUUUCAGUGUGGAGUCUCUGCUGGAGUCGUCGUACCGCAUCGGUGACGACACCGUCCUGGUGGGCGGCAAGGCGCUCACCACCUAUGGCCUGGGCGCCUACAGCGGCAAGCUCCGCUACAUCUGUUCCGCGGUGGGCUGCAGCCGCUGGGGCGCUGAAGAAACGGAGGGCGAAGACGUGCUCCUGCUUCAGAGGACCCAGAAGACUGUCCGAGCCAUCAGGCCUCGCUCGGGAAUCGAAAAGUGGAACUUCAGUGUGGGAAACUUUGAGCUGAAAUUCCUUCCCGAGGCGCAGUCAGCUUUCGACUUCUUGGAAGGGGAGGUGGCCAACGGCGACUCCAACUGGUGGGGGGCACGCCAGAGAAUUAUCGUGGAGGAUUCCAGGGAGCACGACCGCGACCUGGACCUGGUCAUCAAAGUGUCCGUCCCCGAUUGGAAGGUGAUGGCCUUCAGCGCCGCGCCUGACGGACACCUGGUUUGGGAACAUCAGUUCUGUACGCCUAUCGCCUCUGCCUGGCUGGUGGGCGCGGGCAAAGUCUCCCCGAUCAGCCUGUUUGACGACACGGCCUACGGCAAGCGGUCGGACACCGACGAGGAGGACGGCGACGUACGCGACAAUCCGGACCACCGAUCCAAAGACGCUUCGGCGUCCAGCGUUUACCUGGGGAUGUUCCAGGGCCAACUCUACCUCCAGUCCUCGGUGAGGAUGGCCGAAAAGUUCCCGUCGAAAGCCAUCGCGUCCGAGAAGGACAUGGUUCCGCUUCCCACUGUCAAGUGGAAGCCUCUCAUACAUUCCCCAUCACGAACCCCGGCCUUGGUCGGCUCCGACGAGUUCGACAAGUGCCUGAACAACGACAAGUUCUCGCACGACGAGUACAGUAACGGCGCCCUGUCGGUCCUGCAGUACCCCUACGACAACGGGUACUACUACCCAUACGGCAAGCGGUAUCGGCAGAAGCGGGACAGCGCAGUCAGCGUGAUCAAAAGGAGCGGGAUGCAAACAGAACGCGGCAGGAACAAAGACCCCGUGCUGCUGCUGCCCUGGUGGAAGGAGAUGCUGGGCACCAUCAUCUUCUGUAUCGCCGCCACCACCUACAUCGUGCGCAAGUUCUUCCACCCGUCAGCGCCGGUCGGCAUGAGGCAACGUAAGGAGUCGGAGACGCAGUGCCAGACCGACAAGAGCGACCUGGAGGUGGCAGAAUCUAAAGAGCCGGUUUCCGAAGAGACUCGCUCCACUAAAUACGUGUCCAGGUACCUGACGGACUUUGAGCCUGUGCAGUGCCUCGGCCGUGGGGGCUUCGGUGUGGUCUUCCAAGCGCGAAACAAAGUGGACGACUGCAACUACGCCAUCAAGAGGAUCAGACUGCCCGACAGGGAGUUGGCGCGCGAGAAGGUGAUGCGGGAGGUGAAGGCGCUUGCCAAGCUGGAGCAUCCCGGCAUCAUCCGCUACUUCAACGCCUGGCAGGAGAGCCCCCCCGAGGGCUGGCAGGAGGAGAUGGACCACAGGUGGCUGCAAGACAAUAGUGCCACCGAGUCACCCGUGAGUUUCGCCGAUCACGUGGAGGCGCUGUCCGUCAAAGUCCCCGUUUUGGAUCGGCUGUCGAGGGGAAGCGGCUCGGACGCCGGCGCUGGUGAGGUGUCCUCCCUCCUCCUUCCGGAAGGGGAGCCGGAAACCUCAGACGCGCCAGACUCCUCGGAUCCGAGCUGGCCGCGACGCCCCGGCGACUUCACCUCGUCCUCGUUCGACGUCGUCUUCGAGGACUCCGUUCGAGACCGGGACAUAGAGGAGCAAGACAGGGCUUCCGGUGUGGCCCAUACGGACCUGUCCGACGUUGGGGAGGACACUGGGGAUGGCGAUCGGUCAUCCCUGAGCACCCCGGAGGCGGAAAUCAGCCGGCCCGCCUCUUCCUCGCCUCCUCGGCCCAAUUGGCUGGCCCUGGCUCCGCCCGCGGCUGCUCCUGCCCAGCGGGCUCAACCUUCUCCAAAGGUGUAUCUGUACAUUCAAAUGCAGCUGUGCCGCAAGGAGAACCUGAAGGACUGGAUGGCUCGACGCCGACUCCCCGAGCAGAGGGAGCGCGAGCACUGUCUGGACAUUUUCCUCCAGAUCGCCGAAGCCGUCGACUUCCUGCACAGCAAGGGCCUCAUGCACAGGGACCUCAAGCCUUCCAACAUCUUCUUCACGGUGGACGACGUGGUGAAGGUGGGCGACCUUGGCCUGGUGACGGCCAUGGAGCACGAGGAGGACGAGCGCCAGCGCUCCGCCCUCACCCCAGCGCCACUCCUCACACGGCACACCGGGCAGGUCGGCACCAAACUCUACAUGAGCCCUGAGCAGCUCUCAGGACAAUCCUACUCGCACAAAGUGGACAUUUACUCCCUGGGCCUGAUCCUCUUCGAGCUGCUCCACCCCUUUAGGACGCAGAUGGAAAGAGUCAGGACGUUGACGGAGGUGCGGUCGUUGUGCUUCCCAGAGUCCUUCUCCAGAAACAACUCGCAUGAGCUGAGCAUGGUGCUGAGCAUGCUGUCGCCGAGCCCUGGCGAGCGGCCCGAGGCGGCAGCCAUCACCAGCCUGCCGCUCUUCCGGGAGCUACCGUGUCAGCAGGUCGCCGCGCGUCAGCGCCCACGUACGUACAGCGCAUCCUCCUCUUCGUCGACGUCCUCCUCUUCCGGCGGCGGAGUGGGAAGGACGGCCACCGGGCUCCCCUGCCCCAACUGA